Daktulosphaira vitifoliae (grape phylloxera) is the source of this 2251-nucleotide messenger RNA. RefSeq names its product mitochondrial glutamate carrier 1-like. The coding region runs from base 612 to 1577 and encodes 321 amino acids. Lineage: Eukaryota; Metazoa; Arthropoda; Insecta; Hemiptera; Phylloxeridae. The record is from RefSeq and is a predicted model, not a curated record. The transcript has 8 exons. Gene Ontology annotation, molecular function: L-glutamate transmembrane transporter activity; L-aspartate transmembrane transporter activity. Gene Ontology annotation, biological process: malate-aspartate shuttle; aspartate transmembrane transport; L-glutamate transmembrane transport.
GUUCUGUUUCAUAAUUGUACUACGGUAUCUAUAAGUCAGUCCUUUGAUUAGUUGCAUUUUAUUAUGUUGUAACUUGUUUAGUUGCAAAUUUAUAACAUUUUUCUUGGGGAGUGUUCUAUUAUACAAUGUAUCGAUAUUUGAGAGGGAUCCAGACCCCUUAGACCCCCGUCAAUCCAUGAUUGCUUGUAAACAAUUUAAAUUUCUUCUCCCAUUAAAAAUUUCCUCCUAGAUAUAGAAAAUCGGUUUCUUUAGGAAUUGUCUAUCACUACUUUAGAUAAAACCUUAUCUAUUGUGUAAUAAUGCUUACGAAAUGAAGAGUUAUAGUAAGUUGUUAGGCGCGCCUUAUCAUUACUAUUGAUAUGUAUAUACAAAUUUUUUUUCAAGUGUAUAGAACUUAAUUGACUUAUAUAGAUUCAUUGUGGGCCUUGAAAUUUAUAAGUAUAUUAGAUUGGAUAACAUUUUUUAGAUUAUCAUUUUAGCCAAAAGAGUUGUUUAUUUUUACGACCAAAAUGUUUUUAAUAUCGUGAAAAUUAGAGAAGUAUGUGCUUCAAAAACAGUGUAUAGUACAUUCAUACAAUAUUUAAAUUCAUUAAUUUAUAAAUAUCUACAUUAUGAAUUCUACAAUAAAAACUGAAUCAACUGUAAAAUCAUUGAUGCCUAGUAAUAAAUUUGCUUUACUGCCAAAAAUUAUAAAUGGAGGUAUUGCUGGAAUUAUUGGAGUGACAGUAGUUUUUCCAUUAGAUCUUGUAAAAACAAGAUUACAAAAUCAAAAACCAAGCAAAGAUGGAUCGUUUAUGUACAAAUCAAUGUUUGAUGCCUUUAAAAAAACAUAUGUUUCAGAAGGGUAUUUUGGAAUGUAUAGAGGAUCUGCUGUUAACAUUUUGUUAAUAACACCUGAAAAAGCAAUUAAAUUAGCUGCUAAUGAUCAAUUUCGAUUUUGGUUAACUCAACCUGGGAAGCCUUUAACAUUAAUUCAUGAAAUGUUAGCUGGUGCUGGGGCUGGACUUUUCCAAAUAAUUGUUACUACUCCAAUGGAACUUUUAAAAAUACAAAUGCAAGAUGCAGGGCGGGUUGCAGCUCAGGCCAAAUUAGAUGGAAAAACUGUACCAAAAGUUUCAGCCACAUCAUUAGCUCGAGAAUUAAUAAAAACUAAAGGAUUUUUUGGUUUGUAUAGAGGUGUUGGAGCAACAGCAAUGCGAGAUGUUACAUUUUCUGUUAUAUAUUUCCCUAUGUUUGCUAGAUUAAACGCUUUGGGACCACGUAAAAAAGACGAAUCAGGAGAAGCUGUUUUUUGGUGUUCUUUUGUAUCUGGUUGUAUAGCAGGUUCUUCUGCUGCUUUAUUUGUUAAUCCUAUUGAUGUUAUAAAAACAAGAUUACAAGCUAUUAAAAAAAUUGAAACAGAAGUGGAAUACAAAGGAGUGACUGAUUGUUUCUUGAAAACAUUACGUAAUGAAGGUCCUCUGGCUUUUUUUAAAGGUGGAGCAUGUCGUAUGAUUGUGAUAGCACCUCUUUUUGGUAUAGCCCAAACUGUCUAUUAUUUAGGUGUAGCUGAAAGAAUUCUGGGUUUAAAAAAAUAAAAUUCUUGAAUACAAAGUUAAGCAAUAAAAAGUGUUUCUAUUACAAUAAAUGUUUACUGUUAAUUGUAUAAUUGUUAACUCAGUUUUUUUACAUUGGUAUUUUUUUUUUUUAAUAUAAAAGGUGAUCAAUUUUAUAACCUUAUUUAGUUACCUAUGAUUAUAUUUAUUUUCUACAAUACUAAAUGUUUUUAAAUGACUUAAAAAUAAUAUUCUUUUUAACAUAUUACAUUAAAUCUAUGUCCAAAUUUAAUUUAAAAUAUGACAGAAAGAAAUAGCAGCUAUUUUUAAAUUUCUUGUUUUACUUAAAUUUGAUAAAUAAUGAAAAAUUAAUUAUAUUUUUGUAUCAAAUGUUCCAAAUGAGAUAUUUUAAUAAGUUAUCGUUUUUGAUUUGUUUCAUCUAUACAAAAAUUUUUCUUGUUUGUCAAUUUCAUUUACGGGGUCUAACAGUCUAUUGAAUUAUCAGGGUCCACUUAUUUUAAAAAUUUUUUUACUAUAUGGUAAAUUUUAAAUGUACAAUUUAGUUAACAUAAGUACAUUUUUAAGAUACUUAAUAUUAAAAUAAACGCUUAGUUAAUAGUAAAAUAACCUUGUCACCUAAUUCUUUUAUAACUUGUUUUUAAUAUUCCUAACUGUGAUUAUAUUUAAAAAAAUGAUUUAUGUACUUAAAUUUGAUU